This is a messenger RNA of Strongylus vulgaris, 363 nucleotides long. Lineage: Eukaryota; Metazoa; Nematoda; Chromadorea; Rhabditida; Strongylidae. The record is from the annotation of a GenBank genome assembly.
GUACCUCUCAUUCAGCUGGUUAUGAACUCUAGUGCGGCAGAGAAUGGAGCAAUUAUCAGUGUAGCAGCGAAUGACUUGAUGGAUACAAGGGGCGACUCAUACAAUUUGGAGCCAGGAAGAACUUUAGAAUGUAAUGAGCAGCUUCAACUGUAUGAAAAAACGGAAGAGUACAAAUCGCUGUUCUGCAACGCAUAUGCAGCUCGAUUUAUGCAUUCUGUACUACGUGAGCUAUCUCCAGAAGAUACGCAGUGGGAUCGAUCCCAGGAUGCAGCUUAUGCCCCAUCGAAGCCACUAGGCCAAGGCGGCUUUGUUGGCGAAGCUUGUUAUAGGGUGAUCCCGCAAGACAUGGUAACUGCUCUUUAG